This is a messenger RNA of Dendroctonus ponderosae (mountain pine beetle), 1661 nucleotides long. RefSeq lists its product as uncharacterized. The record is from RefSeq and is a predicted model, not a curated record. The coding region runs from base 756 to 1457 and encodes 233 amino acids. Lineage: Eukaryota; Metazoa; Arthropoda; Insecta; Coleoptera; Curculionidae. The transcript has 4 exons.
AAAUGUUUUCUACUUAUUUAUGACAAAUUAUAAUGRUGUAAUCUGAUAAAAAAAUGUCAAUAAGGUAACAAACCGAAAGAAACAGUAGCGCCAAAUGAAACAAAAAUCCUUUCAUCAAAACGCRUAAAAAAUUGAGAAGAAAUUAAAUGGCAAKAAUUUUAAUUUAGUAGCGUGUAGUUUCUCCUGUAGAUUUUAUUACUGUUGGUCUAUUGGGAAAUAAUGCUUUGGCAUUCGAAAAGCAUCGCUUGCUCGAGUUCCCUACGAUUCAUAGGAGCAGGUCGAUUGUUUAAGUGCAUCCCAUAGAUGCUCUACAGGUCUAUAUGAUUCAUAUCUGGGCUUCUUGGAGACCUCUCUCUCUUCCAGUCAGCGAAGGUCCAAUUUAUGUGUGUGUUUCUUAACAAAACGUAUAUUUCUGGUGAGCAGUGGUGCAAUAGCCGCCCUUCUACUGUUCAAUCCUCUUAAAUUAAGUCUUACCUUGACUGAUCGUGUAGGACUUAUUACAUUACGAGCUCCUGCUACGGCUCUGCUAAUUGGCCUUAUUAGGACCGCUAGGACACGCUCCCUCAUCCCUCAUAAAACACGAAAAAUCUGAACCGAAUUUUGAUGUCCAGGUUAUCCAACACAGUCCCAGCGCUUCACUGCAGCCCAAACCCCCUUCAACACCCUUAACUCCGAUUGCGGCCGUUCAUUUGCGCCCUCCCAUACCUGCAACUAAUCAAAACUCCAGCAACACGACGAAUCUAGGCAGCGUAACUAUGAAGCCUUCGCGUGAAGAAUCAAAACUAGUGAGUAAAACUCUAUUGGCCUCAACGGUGAUCUCUCCUCCCACAACCAGAGAACGGCCGGUGCUGAGGACGCGCCGUCCUCUUUUGCAGCGCAGCCAGGACUCGACAGAGGAUGAGGAACUGUUUUCUGCCCUUUUGAAUCUUUCCAUCUGCGCGCCCCAUUCGGGAGAACCUGCCCACCCGCAAGCUACCACCAUUCUCCACGACUUGGGCGUAACCAACAGCAUGACCGGUUCGGAUAUUAGUAGCCUGGCAAAUCUGGAUUCGCCUCCGCGCGCCACUUCGCCCACUGUGGAGAUGAGAGAGCUGCUGGAUAAGAUCCAGCAGUUGCCCGUUCAGAAGAGCCCCAACCCGCCCGCAACGUCUGGAAGCACUCAUAGCAGGGCCUACUUUCACAGAGUGAGGGCGAAGACCCUGUACAUGCCUCUCGGCGACGUCCAGACAGUCAAUUCCGGUAAUGCCAGUCAAAGCAAAGCCAUCCCUUCAGUUUUCUCGAAAAGAUGGUUGUCGAGGUCGGCGCCGUGCACCCCUUGCGGGCCAAUUGCGCCCCCAUUUCCUUCCGGCCGGAACAGCCACAGGGGGAGCAAGACGCGCGUCAGUGACGGCAGCCCCCUUUUGAAGCAGCACGCCGAAGAAGCAGACGAAGAUUCCCAUCGGGAUGUGUUCUUAUGAUCAUGAGGAGUCGAUUGUUGAUCGGGAAGUGCGUCUUCUGCUGGUUGGCGAUGGGUGCUUUCUUCAGCGGAUUUUUUAGAAAUAGCGCAAACUACGCUACAAUGUCGAAUCGAAUUAGGCGCUCAAUUUUUUUAGGUCAGUGGCGGCUGCUGAUUUUAAUCGGAGUUUUAAGCGAAUAAAACUUCGAAGGAAACACAUUUUUUU